Acanthamoeba castellanii str. Neff is the source of this 2658-nucleotide messenger RNA. RefSeq names its product PH domain/RhoGEF domain containing protein. The transcript is spliced from 13 exons. Bases 1 to 2658 code for a protein of 885 amino acids. Gene Ontology annotation, molecular function: guanyl-nucleotide exchange factor activity. The record is from RefSeq and is a predicted model, not a curated record. NCBI's taxonomy places the organism in Eukaryota, Discosea, Longamoebia, Acanthamoebidae.
AUGCAGCAGCCUCCCACGACGCCGCCUCAGCGCGCUAAGCCUCCGACCCCCGCACGCCCCGUCAAUCGGCCCACCCUCCUGCAGGGGGGCGGGGGCGCUCCUCCCAUAUCGGGUGGUGCGCCGUCGGGCGGGGCUCCCCUCAAAUCUGGGGUCAGCCGGCGAGGCGGCCCCGCUGCGCCCCUCCCGGCGCACUUCUACGCCAUCCGCGAUCUUGUCCAAAGCGAACAGCGCUACGUCGCCACCCUCAACACUCUUGUUCACGGCUUUUUGGAGCCACUGCGCAAGGAGGGGAUUGUGAGUCAGGAGGAUGAGGCCGCGCUGGUGGGUCCCGUGGAGCGCCUUCUUCAAGUCAACAGCGAACUCAGCCAGAAGCUGAGCCCGCCAGGCGAGGUCAUCUCUCUGCUUCGCGUCGUCGAAGUCUUUGCUGAAGUGAUGGAGCCUCUGGUGAAGGUCUACGAGGAGUACUGUGCCAAUUACAAGCGGGCCAAGGACAAGCUCAACGCCCUCAUCCAGGACCCGAUCUUCUGCACGUUCAUUGAGAAACUCGAGGUCGUGAAUCAGUUCAACCUCUACAUGCUACGGAGCUUCCUCAUCCAGCCGCUGCAGAGGAUCUGCCACUACCCGCUGACGCUGAAGGAGCUGACGAAGUACCUGCCGGCGGAAGCCGACCCGGGCAAAUGGAAGGAGACCAUUCUCCGGCUGGAGAGCACCGCCACCGCCAUCAAUCUCAGCAAGGCCGAAGCCAAGGACAUCGAGAAGCUGUUCGACAUCGAGAAGAAGCUCGACGGCCUCGAGACCCAGAUCGCGUUGGCCGGUCGCAAGUUGGUGUUGGAGGGUCCGCUGAAGAUCAAGAAGAAGCAGGUCAAGGACGGCCACGUCUACCUCUUCAAUGACGCGUUGGUGCUCUCCAAGACAGCUGGCGCCAAGGCCUCCUUCGCGGGCUUCGCCGCGCUCAACAAGUGCGUUGUCCGCAUUCUCGAAGACUUUGACAAAACGGCGACGGGCAAGCACGGCUUCGAGAUCACCAAUCUGGACACCCACAAGAAGUGGCAGUUCUAUUGCCAGAACAGCGAAGAGCGGCAGAAGUGGGUGCAGAAGAUCCACGACGCCACGUCGGCCCUGCUGUCGAUCGGCAGCUCGGUGUGGGGCAGCGUGGCCGCCCGCGCCUCGGCCGCCGGCGAUGACGCCGCCGCGCCGGAGAGCCUCGUCAAGCUGAACGAGCGCGUCGGUGAGCUCGAGCAGGAGCGCCAGCAGAUGGCCGAAGAGCUCAACGCCUUCCGCUUCGUGCUGCGCGGCGAGCGCAACGAGAAGCUCAACCUCAUGGAGAGCAACUUCUCGCUCUCGUCCAAGUCCAACAAGCAGAAGCUGCUCAUCAACAAGCUGUGGAACCACCUGCGCAGCGGCGCCAAGCUGGGCGACGCCGAGCUCAAGGUGCUCGAGGCCGAGGUCAAGGACCUCCUGGGCACCCUCGCCAUCGGCGCCGGGACCGUGGCCGGCUCGCCCCAGCCGCCCAGCAGCGACAAGCAGCGUGGCGCCUUCUUCAAGAACUCGCCAAAGCCCGCCGCCGCCGCCGCCGGGUCGUCAUCGUCCAUCAUGGCCUCGGAGCGCAAGAGCAACGCCGACGACAGCCCCGCCUUCUACCACGCCUCCAAGCACUCGUCGCCCUAUUACUACUACGCCGAGAAGCAAGAAGAGGGCGACGUCAGCGCGGAGGAGGUGAAUCUGUUCCAGUACAUCACCCGGGACGACGAGACCGACGAGGGCGACGAGCGGAGGGCCUCCGUGGCCGGCGAUGACAAGCAGAGGCGGGUCAGCGUGGCCAAACCCGCCCCCGGGGCCUCCCUCACGCAGAAGAUCGAGCUGCCGGAUGACGUCAUCAAGGUGGGCUAUCUGUCGAAGAAGGGAGCCAAGAGGAGGAACUGGAAGGACCGCUGGUUCAUCCUGAAGAAGGAGUCGAUCGGUUACUACGCGAGCCCGUCGGACGCGACGCCGAAGGGCACCAUCUCGCUGCGGCGGUGCUCGGUGUUCAACUCCACCCGGAAGCCGUUCUGCUUCCACGUCUCCAACUUGAACCGCGACUACUACAUCGUGGCCAAAAACCAGCAGGAGCAGAAGGAGUGGAUGGAGGCCAUCACCGCCUGCAUCGACGAGCUCAAGAAAGAGGAGGAAGAGCAGCCUGAGGCUGCGGCGGCGGAACAGCAGAGGUCGGCCUACCAGGCCGGCGCCGAGAAGGAGGGCACGCUCAUGUACGAGGAGAGCCCCGGCCGGUGGCUCAGCAACUGGCUCUCGCUCAAGGAGGGCCGGCUCUAUCUCUUCGGCAGCCGAACGGACGCCUGGCCGCACGGAGUGAUCGAGCUCGAGGGCUGUGCGGUGGAGGUGGAGUCCGCCAAGCCCGAGGAGGAGAAGAAGAAAAAGAAGAAGGGUCAGUUCGUGUUCCUCAUCAUGAACCCGACCGUCGGCUCCACCCGAUUCUGUGGUGCGUCGGAGCGGGAGCGCGCCGAGUGGGUCACCGCCAUCGACAUGGCCUGCAGGAAUGCCGAAGCGGUGAAGAAGGCCGAGGAGGAAGCAGAGGCCAAGGCUGCGGCGGAGGAACAGACCGAAGACGACGAGGCCGCCAAGCUGCGCGCCCUCCUCCAACUCUACGCCCUCCGCGUCUAG